AUGCUGGCUUCCUACUCGGUCCAGACUUUGAGUCUGUUCAUGGCCCUCGCGAUGGCCGGACCUGUCCCCGAUCCCGCUCCCGAUGCGAUCCCCGGACCCACGUUAUCAACCGUCGCGACGAACAAUAUUGUCAUCCCCAAUGCAGUGGAAGUGCCAGUCAAGAUCCAGUACUACAAGGACUACGGCUGCAAGAGCUAUAACGUCGAGUUCACCAUCACUUCCGGCAACUGCUGGAACUACGGCUACAUCGGCACCCACUCGGCCAACGCGGUCGGCUGGCCCGACAAGGACGGCAGCGCCUCGCUCAUCUGCACCUACUUCUCCUCCAAGGACUGCCAGGGCGCGAACCACGAGGUGUACCGCGACGUGUGCGUCAGCGAUCUUACCCGGUUCGAGAGCAUAGUUUGCGACUAUUACCCAUAA
Messenger RNA from Microdochium trichocladiopsis, 423 nucleotides. RefSeq lists its product as uncharacterized. The transcript has a single exon. The record is from RefSeq and is a predicted model, not a curated record. Bases 1 to 423 code for a protein of 140 amino acids. NCBI's taxonomy places the organism in Eukaryota, Fungi, Ascomycota, Sordariomycetes, Xylariales, Microdochiaceae.